CUGCCUUUCGGUGUGAGUUGCCCUUUCUCGAGAUCGAAAUACAAUCUUUUCUACUUUCUACCUGGAGAAGCCUCUGAAUUAAUUUGGGUAAGGGUCAUCGCUGUCCCACACAGCUUUCUGGUGCAUUGGCCGGGAAAAUUUCCCGCCUGGAGGGGGUUGUUCUCACUAAAAUCCUUGGGCAGGUACCCACCAGAGAUUUCUCUGGCAGUCCUUGGAUCUCAGUGGGAAGGACUUACUCUGGCUGUGUAAAGGAUCCCGAAGAGAGGAACUCAGAGAAAGUAGAAACGAAAGUGAAAGGAGCUCCAACUGUGUUAGUGAAGACCACCAAAUAAAGGAGACUGAAUUUUGGGUCACGUAAGCUGUGUACACAACCCAGAUGCCACCUUUGGGGUUCCCAGUUCACAAAUUCCAGCCUGGUGAUUGGGUGCUGAUCCGGACUUGGAAGGAAGAAAAGCUCACCCCAUCUUGGGAAGGACCUUUCCAAGUCCUGCUGACCUCGGACACAGCAGUUUGGACCAAACAACGCGGCUAGACGCACCACACAUGAGUAAAGGGACUGGUAACUCCCCCUGCUGAAUGGACAGUCAAUUCCACAGACCCAGGGGAAUUGAAGUUAUGCCUCCUGCGAAAGCCUCACACUGGUUGGAUUCAUGAGCCCUAAACCCCUACCCUUAUCACCUAGAAUUCUUAUCCUCUUAAGUGUGUUAAUUCCUCUUCUACUUGUAACCAUAUUGUUGAUUGGAAUCUUUGCUUGUGUUUCUACUUCUUUACAUAAUCAUUUUACUUGUAAUCAGAAUGUGACACCAUGGGGAUUUCCUUAAUGCUAUUUCUGAUCUGUUCUUUAACCCCCACACAACUUGCUCCUGUAUCCUGGUCAGCUUAGAAAAAUAUGUUUGAACAAUUGAUGGAAACUGUAGCUCAGAAUUUUAACUUGAAUACCUGUUGGAUUUGUGGUGGACCCCAGAGACUAUCCCAAUGGCCAUGGGUCCCUGUUCCUCUGAAACCAGAAUGGCUCCUUAGCAAUAAAUCUGUAGUAAAUAGUGAGACAGGCUUUUGGGAGGAUUGGGAGGAACAUUCCUGGUGACUUACUGAGGAAAGGAAAGGAGUAUUCUGGCUGAACCAAACAAAAGGGAAAAUUGUAUUAGGGGAAAGUCAUUGCAAAUGGACCCUUACAGGAAUUACGGGAGCAGAAACAUAUAAUUGUACUGAGGUCCAACAAGAAUGGAAUAGCAAGGGCACAAAAGACGUGACAGUCCUCCUAAAAGAUCAGAAAAAAGCUAAACUUUGGGAAAAGGCGGCUUGAUGCCAGGGGUGGAAGGAAUUCUAGAGGUCCCCUAUAUAAAUUGGGGAUGGACCAACGAAACUGGGGAAAGGGACUGCCUCUCAUAUUAUUGGGAUAAAGUGAACCGGACAGGAGAUCUCAUCACAACAAACUGUGAAUGGGAGGAGAAUGUAGCCCUGUGGAAAUGUCAGUAUAAGGAUAAGAACUUAGGAGGUGGACCUCUAGGGCCCUAUAAUAUGUACUACUACCCAGCAGUGGGGAAUCAUUCCAAAAUACAUUGGGGGUGGUCGGAGGAGUCGGCACCUAAACUGCCAGCUUCAAGAGGACACUAUUGGAUUUGUGGCCCCACUGCCUACACUCACCUCCCUUUUGAUUGGGCAGGAGUUUGUUAUAUUGGAUUAGUCCACCCCAAAUUCUUUUUCCUUCCAGGAAGAGAGGGAGGCCAUCUUGGAAUAAGAUUAUAUGAUAGCCUCAGUCAAGACCGGCCAAAAAGGUCCCUAGGCAUCUCUGUUGCCAGCACAGGCAAUGCAAAUGGGUGGGGCAAUGAAUGGCCCCCAGAAAGAAUCAUCCAAACUUAUGGACCAGCUACUUGGGCUCAAGAUGGGAGCUGGGGAUAUAGGACCCCAAUUUAUAUCCUUAACAGACUAAUUAGGCUCCAGGCAGUGGUGGAGAUCAUCACUAAUCAGACUGCAGAAGCUCUGGAUCUGUUAGCAGAUCAGGCUACCCAAACCAGAGAAGUGGUCCUCCAACACAGAUUAGUUGUAGAUUACCUCUUGGCUGAGGAAGGUAGAGUAUGUGGAAAAUUAAAUCUAUCCACAUGUUGUGUAAAAAUUGAUGAUAAUGGGGCAGUGGUAAAAGGAAUUACUAGAGAUAUUAGGAAAUUGGCUCACGUUGCAGUUCAGACUUGGUCCUCUCCCUUUAAUACCUCGUGGUGGUCUUGGUUUGGAAGUAGUUGGUGGAAACAAAUCUUAUGGUUCCUCCUGAUUUCUAUCAGUGGAGUUAUUCUUCUUCCCAUAUGUCUCCCAUGUAUGAUGCAGUUAAUCACUAAAUUAGUACAGGAUGCAUUGUCUAAGAUGAUUAGAUUAGAAAAGAAAGCCAAAGGGUCAGUUUGACUAAUUAUCCUAAGAAAGUAGGGAUGGACCCCAGUAGAGCAGGAAGAUAGGACUGGGCCGGAAGGAUCAGAAAUAAGUGAUGAAAUAGUGGAGAAAAUGUACCAAAACUGGUGUGAGAGGUCUUCAGUGAACAAAUAAGAGGAGAGAUUGAGUGAGAUUGGUAAAGACCCCUCAUAAAAUUUAAACUUAAAUGAGUAAAAUAAAGUAAAGACCCCUAAUAAUAAUAUAUGUGUAUAUGUGUGCCCAGGUCAGGAAGCUUAUAAAUAGCCCAGAUGGAUAUGUUCAAAUUGUUGCAAAAAUAAUCACCACCACAAAUUAUUCCAGGAUCUGAAAUGAACAAAAACAGGAUGUAUUAAGAGGAUACUUGAAGGAGUGGGAGGCAGGUACAACCUAUGUAACAAUUCUGUAAUUUCCACUGCUGUUGCUGUGGUAGUUUUUUUUUUCGUGUUUAGAUUGUGCCCUCUGAAGCCCAGCCAAUGGGAUAAGAGGUAGGGGCUAAGGAGGAAUUGCAGUUAGAACCUAUCAAAAUGUUUGUUUGGCUGACACCACCUGCAGCCUUGCAUUGAACUGCCUUUCGGUGUGAGUUGCCCUUUCUCGAGAUCAAAAUACAAUCUUUUCUACUUUCUA
Molecule: messenger RNA, 3021 nt
Organism: Vombatus ursinus (common wombat)
Lineage: Eukaryota; Metazoa; Chordata; Mammalia; Diprotodontia; Vombatidae
Product: endogenous retrovirus group 3 member 1 Env polyprotein-like
Exons: 2
Coding region: 1303-2394 (363 amino acids)
Source: RefSeq, a predicted model, not a curated record